Molecule: messenger RNA, 3862 nt
Organism: Siniperca chuatsi (mandarin fish)
Lineage: Eukaryota; Metazoa; Chordata; Actinopteri; Centrarchiformes; Sinipercidae
Gene: tyw1
Product: tRNA-yW synthesizing protein 1 homolog (S. cerevisiae)
Biological process (GO): wybutosine biosynthetic process
Molecular function (GO): catalytic activity; FMN binding; 4 iron, 4 sulfur cluster binding
Source: RefSeq, a predicted model, not a curated record
UUCUCUGCCACAAUAGUCGCGAUGUCCCUGAACAUCGUCUCCAGCUGCGAGUGCCUUUCUCUGUCGGACACUUGGAGCUCUCCUUUGGUCAGGAUCUGUGGAAAAGAAAAAAAAAAGACAAAGCAGAUCAAAGUCUCACAGAAAGCCCCCAGUCCCAGUGAGAGCUAUUUCAUGUCGAUAUGGCACAACAGGCUGUACUUGUAUUCAGCCGCUGCACUUGUCUUUGGGGUCUGGUUCUCACUGAAGAUGGCACUGAAGAAGAAAAGCUUCUCCAAGGACGCCAGCUCGUUGGUCCACAAAGCUGUGACUAACAGUGACAGAGACGCUGUGGUUCACGUGUCAGGAGUUAAAAUCUUCUACGGCUCACAAACUGGAACAGCAAAGGGCUUUGCAAAAGAGCUGUCGGAGGAAGCGAAGACGUUCGGUAUACCAGCAGAGGUGAUUGACAUGAAAGACUACGAUCCAGAUGAUCAACUUGCUGAUGAGUGCACCAACAAGUCAGUCUGCGUGUUUCUCGUGGCCACCUACACUGAUGGAGAGCCCACAGAGAACGCUGAGUGGUUCUGCAAGUGGUUGGAGGAGGCGUCCACUGACUUCAGAUAUGGGAAGACCUACCUCAAAGGCCUCAGAUAUGCAGUGUUUGGUCUUGGCAACUCUGUCUAUGUUGGCCACUAUAAUACGGUGGGUAAAAAUGUGGACAAGUGGCUUUGGAUGCUGAGUGGCAUGCGGAUCAUGACCAGGGGAGAGGGCGACAGUAAUGUGGUGAAGAGCCGUAAUGGCAGCAUCCAGGCAGACUUCCUGGCCUGGAAGGUCAAGUUCCUGAACCGCCUACAGGCCCUGGCCAAGGGUGAGAAGAAGAGCUGCAGUGGGAACUGUAAGACUGGAGGCUCCUGUAAGAACAAGAGGAAAGACGGACAGGAGGAGGAGGAGGAGGAGGAGAAGGCAGCCCCGCCGAAUAACUGUUCAGAGGAGGAUCUGAUAGAGUCCAGCAGUGAUGAGGAGGAGUCUGGCCUGCAAGAUGAGAAAAAAUCAGAUUCAGUGGUUGACAUGGAGGAUCUGGGCAACAUCAUGAACAGUGCCAAGAAAGCAAAGAGCAAGGAGGAAGGUCGAGGAGACGGCCAGAUGGUGAAGCUAUCGAAGUUGAACGGAGUGAAGAAGAUUGAAGAUGAAGGGGAAAGAAGAGAGAUGAUCACCCCGGCCCUUAGAGAAGCACUAACAAAGCAAGUUGCUAGGAGCGAGGUGAGAGGAGGACAUGUGCUCUCAAGGGUACAAACUAAUUGGAAGUCACUCAGGAGUGAAGCUUUGUCGAUGGACCAAGUCUAUGUUGCGAGGGAGAGGAGGCUGUUACAAGCACACUUUCUAUGGUAUGAGUCCCACCGGUGCAUGGAGACUACCCCCAGCCUCGCCUGUGCUAACAAGUGUGUCUUCUGCUGGAGACAUCACACCAACCCUGUGGGCACAGAGUGGCGCUGGAAGAUGGACCCUGCUGAGAAAAUCCUUCAGGAUGCCAUGGAGAAGCACCAGAACAUGAUUCGACAGUUCAGAGGUGUCCCUGGAGUGAAGCCUGAGCGGUACGAGGAGGGCUUAUCAGUCAAGCACUGUGCCCUCUCCCUGGUGGGUGAGCCAAUCAUGUACCCCGAAAUAAACACCUUCAUCCGCCUCCUCCACUCCCACCACAUCUCUAGUUUCCUGGUCACCAAUGCACAGUUCCCACAGGAAAUCAGGAGCCUGGUGCCAGUUACCCAGUUGUAUGUAAGUGUGGACGCCAGCACCAAAGACAGUCUGAAGAAGAUUGACCGGCCACUUUUCAAAGACUUCUGGCCCCGCUUCCUGGACAGCCUCAGGGCCCUGGGAGAGAAGAGACAGAGGACGGUGUACAGACUGACGCUGGUCAAGGCCUGGAACGUGGAAGAGAUGCAGGCCUAUUCGGAGCUCAUUGCUUUGGGCCAGCCGGACUUUGUUGAGGUCAAGGGAGUGACAUACUGUGGGGAAAGUUCUGCCAGCAGUCUGACCAUGGCUAACGUCCCCUGGCACCAGGAAGUGGUCGCCUUCGUCCAGCAGCUGGCUGACAUGCUACCUCAGUAUGAGAUCGCCUGCGAACACGAGCACUCUAACUGUUUGCUCAUCGCACACACCAAGUUCAAGGUGGAUGGCGAGUGGUGGACAUGGAUCGACUACGAGCGUUUCCAGGAGCUGGUCCAGGCUUACGAGGAGAGUGGGGGACAGCAGAACUUCUCAGCCUUGGACUACAUAGCCAAAACUCCCAGCUGGGCUCUGUUUGGAGCCCACGAGCAAGGUUUUGACCCCACUGACACACGCUUCCAACGACGCAACAAAGCCAAAGACAUUUCAGGAUGCUGAUAGAUGAGAGAGAGAGAGAGCGAGAGAGCAAGAGAGAGAGAGGUAGGGUGAAUAGAGUGAGUGCUGAUCUCUCUAGCUAAAAGUAAUAAAGUAGGGUUCAAUGUUUCUUUUCUUUGAGUUUCAAAGCUUCCUUUUCCUGGACAGUUUUUACUCUCCACAGCGUCCCUCAUUCUCAUGUAAUCUUUCUCCCUCUUUUCAUUUUGCUUCAAUUUGGAUCUUUAAUUUUAUUGGCUUGACCCUCAAGAUCAGUCAAAACUGCCAGAAUCAGUUCCUUUACACCAAGUUUCUAGACAUUCCCCUUCACUUUUACUGGUUCACUGCUUCUUUUGCUUUGUAUAUGUACAUAGAUUUUUCAUACUUCCCUCCUUUUUUGAAGCGGUCAUUAUUAUAGAUAUCAGUGGCUUUGAUCUGUGUAACCAUCUGGCAGCACUUUGGAAAGUUUACACUGUUAAAGUUGAACCUGGCAAUGGCUUUAUCACCAGCCUAAUUUGUGACAUUUUUUAUCAUCCUGGCUCUAGUUAGGCAGCUGUACAGCUCAGGACAUGAUUCUCCUCAUGUCGUCUGUGGCAGUGACACAUCUUUCCCAAACACCUUUGCUCUUCGUCCUACUUAUUAGGACAGUGGUUGUAUUAACUUUGAAGUGAGAGACUAAAGCAAUGAGAGAAGAGCAUCAAGGCUGAAUCUCUACUAGGACAGUGGAGCUUCAUGAACUGUUGUACAUUCCCAGCAGUGUCAGCUUUGCUUGGUGUAAAUGCUCUGAGCCUGGAUGGUAGAAAAUAUUGCAGCUUUCAACAGAUAGUUCUGCCAUUCUGACAGGUUUGCUGAAGAUUAGUAACAAGUGGACAAUUUUUAAAAAAAAUCAAACAACAUAAUAUAUUUGACUUGAUAUCGAAAAUAUGACAACAUUUUGGGUGUGAUUUGAGCUAAUCUAGGAAAAAGUCAUCAGUAGUUAAAUAUAAUAAAGUGGGUAAAGGCACUAAAACUGAUAAACUAAUUGUAUUGCAGUUCAAGAAUGAAUAAAUCGAAAUUGAAGCUGUAACACAGAAUUGCAAUCACCCUAUUCUCACUUGACGAUGUCAAGUCUCAUAUCAUUAUGUCAAUACAUCUCCCAGCUCUGAGUUAAAUAGACACAACACUGGGCACAAAGAUAAAUAAACUGCUAAUGUCCAACACAUUUAAAAUAUUCAUCCAACCCCCAAAUGUAUGCUGUCUGAUCUACAUUCAGCCACCAUCCAGGAUAAGGUAUGAGUAUGAAGAGCAGCAUCAUAUCGGUCUGACUCAUGUCCAGCAUGUCAGAAUAAAGCCUUAUACUGAUAUUUUAUUCAAUCCAGAUGUAAAAAUCAAGUCCAUUUUAAUUUCUUUUAUUUGAAUGUAAAUCCAGCUAUAAACGUUUAAGUCCAUUGUGAUUUGUUUUGUAAUGUCUCCAAUGUUGCAGUGCUUCCCUUUUGGGAGAAAGAGCAGGUGUGUGGAUAUACCACUAUAAUAAAUGUAUUUGAAAUAC